Candidula unifasciata is the source of this 188-nucleotide messenger RNA. The record is from the annotation of a GenBank genome assembly. NCBI's taxonomy places the organism in Eukaryota, Metazoa, Mollusca, Gastropoda, Stylommatophora, Geomitridae.
UGGAAAGAACUAGACCUCAUCUCAGCAUAAACAGCGAUGAUGACUCGCCGUCUCCGCCAAAACAGCUUAUCAGACCAGACUUUAAUAUCUUCCAGUACAGCUUCGAGAAACCUGAACGUCCGGCGAGACUGCGCCGAAGGCACACUAUUAACAUAUGUGAGAUUCACAGUGAGCGAAAGGUACAUUCU